CCCGGGGCGGGCUCAGGUGCCCGCAGAGCCGGCGAGCGCGGCGGCGGUGGCGCGCGCGCGGCCGGUGUCCGGUGUCGGGUGUACGGUGUCUGGAGCCGCCGGCUGGGUUUGGUGAGUGGCAUUUUGAACGGGAUAUUUGGUGCCAGGUCUCAGGAGCCAGUUUGCUGAGUGUGUGAGCCGGUCAGCUGGGUGUGUGAGCCUUCGGGAAGGUCAGCGGGCACACCCCAGAGCCAGCCAAGGCACACUUGGAGGCCAUUUUCAGGAACUUUUGCCACAGUUGUAAAAGACUCCAAAGAUGCUGAAACAGAUACUAUCCGAGAUGUACAUAGAUCCUGAUCUUCUGGCAGAGCUCAGUGAAGAACAGAAACAGAUCCUGUUCUUCAAGAUGAGAGAGGAACAGAUCCGGCGAUGGAAAGAAAGAGAAGCAGCCAUGGAAAGAAAGGAGUCCUUGCCAGUGAAAUCCAGACCAAAGAAAGAGAAUGGCAAAUCUGUCCAUUGGAAACUAGGAGCUGAUAAGGAAGUCUGGGUCUGGGUGAUGGGUGAACACCAUCUCGAUAAACCCUACGACGUGCUCUGUGAUGAAAUCAUUGCUGAGCGCGCACGGCUGAAAGCAGAGCAGGAGGCGGAAGAGCUCAGAAAAACCCAGUCCAAAGAAUUCACCAAUAGCUUAAAAACAAAAUCACAGUGCCUGGAUCUGCAAGCAAAUGACCAGGAGACUCAGAACAAGAAAGCGGCAGAGAAAGAGAGACUGGGUUCCAUUCCAGCGCCAACCAUGGAAGGAGAGAAAACCCAGUUACCCUCCAGUUCUUCAAGAAAUAUUCAACAAAUGUUGGCUGAUUCUAUCAAUCGUUUGAAGGCAUAUGGACUUCCCCAGAAGAAAGAAUCCACAAAGAAGAAACAAGAUGAAGAAAUUAAUCAAAUCGAUGAAGAGAGAACCAAACAGAUUUGUAAGAGCUGGAAGGAAGAUUCAGAGUGGCAGGCGUCUUUGAGAAAAUCCAAAGCAGCUGAUGAGAAGAGACGCUCCUUGGCUAAACAAGCGCGGGAGGACUACAAGAGGCUGUCCUUGGGGGCUCAAAGGGGCCGAGGCGGUGUGGGGCUGCAAAGCCCCUCGAGUGUUCUGCAGAAACCAAAAAGACCUCCCCUUCCACCCAAGCCUCAGUUCCUAAACCCAGCAGGAGACCCUCCAAAACCUCCCAGAAAUCAGGGAGUGACGAGGACUACGUCCACUUCCGCCCAGGAGGACACCAUCCGCUGGUUUAAAGAGGAGCAGCUGCCAUUAAGAGCUGGCUACCAGAAAACCUCAGACACCAUAGCUCCCUGGUUCCAUGGUAUUCUCACACUCACGAAAGCCAACGAGCUGCUGCUGAGCACAGGCAGGCCGGGCAGUUUCCUGAUCCGAGUGAGCGAGAAGAUCAAAGGCUAUGCCCUGUCCCAUCUGUCCGAGGAGGGCUGUAAACAUUUCCUCAUCGACGCCUCUGCAGACUCCUACAGCUUCCUGGGCGUGGACCAGCUGCAGCACGCGACCCUGGCGGACUUGGUGGAAUAUCACAAGGAGGAGCCGAUCACUUCCCUGGGGAGGGAGCUCCUCCUCUACCCAUGUGGACAGCAAGAGCAGCCACCUGACUACCUGGAGCUCUUUGACUGACAACCGCCAUCUGAGCCAGCCUCUACAUUCAGCUGGACUUUCCCCUGGACCAACACCACUGAAACAGACAUGUGUGGGUGAAGUCAACGUCUCCCUGCAGCAGAGCCAAGGCUGAUCCGCUGACAGUGUCCACGCAGGGUCCUCGUGACACCUGUCUUCUGCAUAAAUGCUGGAGUUGAACGUCAAGAGAAGACAACCUCUGCUCAUAUGCUCUCCAGAAGUAAAGAGAAGAGUCCCCUUUUCAGCUAACGUGAAGGAUGUGACUUUGUGACAUACAGAAGAGAAACUGAACAAAGGAGACAUCAAAACCUUUUAGCAAUUAAGGUGUACUUCAGAAACCAGGAUCUGUGGGAGCUAUCGUGUCACCCCUAUACUGCAUCUUCCUGUCAUCUCAACAGGUCUCAGGGUCCUGUUUAUGUGAAGCCCCACGCUGGCCUUGCAAUGCCAGUGCCAUACCUUCCCUGGGUGAGAUGAUCACAACACACCUCAACUCGUUGUGUGUGUUGGAACCAGGAAUCUGAGAGACAGGAAAACAGAAGCCAUGAACGUACAUUGAAGGAGAGGUUUUACAAUGGAGGGGGAGAGGCUUCACAUGUACAGGGACUGUGGGAAAGCCUUCUGCAGAGUGGGAAUCACGCUUGCCCUACGUGGGCUCUGAGAGUGUGCCAGGAGGCACGCAGAUCAGAGGAUAAGUGAGCUGUCUGGAUGCUGUUUCUUGUAGGUUGAAUUGCAUCCUCCAAAAAAGACGUAGUGAAGUCUGAACCUCCACACCCACAAAUGUGGCCUUAUUUGGAAAUGGGGUCUUUGCAGCGUGACGAUGAGGUCACACUGGAUUAGGAUGGGCCCUAAAUACAAUGACUAGAAUCCUUAACAGGAGAGAGAUUUGACAAUAGAGAAAGACGCGCACAGAGGGAAGGCAGCCACUGGCCGAUGGAG
This is a messenger RNA of Nycticebus coucang (slow loris), 2581 nucleotides long. It is a transcript of the gene SH2D4A, whose product is annotated as SH2 domain containing 4A. The transcript is spliced from 10 exons. Gene Ontology annotation, molecular function: phosphatase binding. Lineage: Eukaryota; Metazoa; Chordata; Mammalia; Primates; Lorisidae. The coding region runs from base 296 to 1645 and encodes 449 amino acids. Gene Ontology annotation, cellular component: cytoplasm. The record is from RefSeq and is a predicted model, not a curated record.